Aspergillus pseudotamarii is the source of this 953-nucleotide messenger RNA. RefSeq lists its product as uncharacterized. The record is from RefSeq and is a predicted model, not a curated record. Lineage: Eukaryota; Fungi; Ascomycota; Eurotiomycetes; Eurotiales; Aspergillaceae. Bases 362 to 751 code for a protein of 129 amino acids. The transcript has 3 exons.
GAUGAAUCAUCAACGUCUUUGGUUCAUCUAGAGCUCCCAAAGACCCCAGGCAGUUACGAGGCCUCCAUGAAUAAUGAUUGGAUCACCGGGGGUAUUUGCCCCCUGCCAGCACUAUAGUAGGGAACAUACUCCUGGGAUGAUGUAUCAUUCAUCCAGACUUUGUUUCAUGCCUGGAGUGGCCCUUUCCCUUACCCCUCUCUCUCUGGGCCACCCCGGUAUCGUGCCAUAUAUUACGGUCGCGUGUCCGGUGGUGGCUCGUUCCUCUUCAGAUACAUACAUUGGUUUGAACAUCCUCCAUCCGUUUAUCUAUCAAUCUUAUCGACUUGAUAUAAGAAGUCACUGAAGUCUUGAAACAAGCAACAUGAACAACCAGCAGAACAACCCUCAGUCUCCUCGCCAUUGGCACGGCAACGUGGGUGAUCGCUAUGAGCACCACAAUGUCUGGGUGACAGGCGGCCCUCCCCAGCCAUACAUGGCUCGACGGCCUUCUGCCGCCGAAGCAGCAAGUGUCACAGAUAACAGACGUGAAUCUGUCUCGUCUAACAUGUCUUCCGGCUCUAACAGCCCCCCAACUGCUCCAAACAGGAGACGGUCUAGUCAGGGUUCGUCCCUCUUCGAAAGUCUGACGAACCAGAAGCGGAACUCCACGGAUCCUGCUUCGGCCGCACGCCGGGCGAGUUACAAUGACCAGGCGCAACAGGGCGGUUUCUUUUCGAAGUGGUGGGAAGGGUAUACUCGUGGUUCUAAAUAAGCCAAUAUCGACUUCACGCUAUGGAGCAAGGCAGAAUGAUUAACUGGAUGGGAAUUUAUUAUGUUGAACGUUUAUAUGACUAUAUGCCGAAGAGUUUUUUUGCUUGAUCUUGUAUUUAUUCGAUCGUAUACAAGCAUAUCGUGUUAAUUGAAGUGGAUCAAUAUAGGGAGAUGCUCCAUAAAUUGAUAGCUUUAGAGUUCGU